GUUACUGAUCCUGUUUUUGUCGCUCCACCACCUCCCCAAGAAGAUCCAAACAUGAACAAACCCAGACCUCGUUUAUGUGAAUUAGAGAAAUCUUCGCCGUCAGAGGAGUUCGGCUUCAAUUUGCACGCUGAAAAAGGCCGUGGUCACUUUAUCGGUACCGUUGACCAAGGUGGCAUAGGGGAUCGCGCGGGUCUUCGCAUGGGUCAGCGUAUUGUCGGAGUUAACGGGGUACUUGUCUAUCCGAAUACACCUCACAAAGAAGUGGUCGCACAAAUCAAACGUUCACCACUGCGUACCACGCUACUGGUCGCUUCGGAAAACGUUGACCGAUGGUACAAAGAGCACAAUGCUGAGUAUUCAUUCGAUUAUGUCGAGGAAAAUGUCUCGAACAGCAAGCAACUCAGCCUCCAUGUAAGUUUUCGAAUCUCACUUUCCAUCAGUCAAUCACUCUUAAGUGAAGACGUCGACCACAUUGAGGUUGAAGAAGUGCACGAAAAUGAUGUUGCUCAAGAGCAGGAGCACGGAGUUGAACUAUCUCAACAGGACCGCCAGGCUCACGUCUCUGUCGUUCAGACUGAAAGUGAGCGUACAGCUGUGGACACAGCGUACAAUGACGGUAUUAUCGAGGCAGUGUUCUCGGCGCUACCGGCACUGUCGAAGACUCAGACGCCGCCAGAACCGCUCAUGAAGGCCAACGAACUGCAACACGAAGAGCUGAAAAUCCAUGACUCGUCUUGCACUAACUCAACGCAUUCUUUGUCGCACCAGAACGCUGUCGACGUUGCGAAUGUAUGUGAAACUUGGUUUUUGGUGGCGGUAGUUUAUUACUAG
Angiostrongylus costaricensis is the source of this 831-nucleotide messenger RNA. NCBI's taxonomy places the organism in Eukaryota, Metazoa, Nematoda, Chromadorea, Rhabditida, Metastrongylidae. The record is from the annotation of a GenBank genome assembly.